This is a messenger RNA of Spea bombifrons (plains spadefoot toad), 1684 nucleotides long. RefSeq names its product activin A receptor type 1B (gene ACVR1B). Gene Ontology annotation, molecular function: ATP binding; activin receptor activity, type I; activin binding. The record is from RefSeq and is a predicted model, not a curated record. Bases 93 to 1586 code for a protein of 497 amino acids. The transcript is spliced from 9 exons. Gene Ontology annotation, cellular component: plasma membrane; activin receptor complex. NCBI's taxonomy places the organism in Eukaryota, Metazoa, Chordata, Amphibia, Anura, Pelobatidae. Gene Ontology annotation, biological process: activin receptor signaling pathway; nervous system development; protein phosphorylation.
CAGGAGGCCGUGCCGUGCGGACGCGUUCCCGUAGUACGCUUGUCUGGGUCGGUCGUGGUCGCGCAGGUUGUGAGUGCUGUGCGAAUGUUACUAUGGCGGAGCUACCGGCCUUCUUGCUUUUCACCGUCACCUUCCUUGUAGUCGGGGACGUCGCUAAUGUGGCUGACGCAAUUAGAUGCCUGUGUUCCAACUGCAUCAAAACAAACUACACGUGUGAGACAGAUGGGGCCUGCAUGGUCUCCACCACCAACAUUAAUGGAGAGAAGCAUCACAUGCGAGGAUGCAUUUCUUUAGCAGACCUCGUCCCUGCCGGAAAACCUUUUUAUUGUCUUAGUUCAGAAGAUAUCCGAAACACCCACUGCUGCCACACAGAUUUUUGCAACAACAUUGAUGUUGUGGUGCCAAGUGGAUACAAUAAGGACCCUUCUUCUGGCUGGGGUCCUGUGGAGCUUGUGGCUGUGAUUGCAGUUCCUGUGUUUCUCCUUUGUGUUAUCCUUAUUGUGGUGGUCUUGUUUCACUGUCAUCACCGGGUUUAUCACAACCGCCAGAGGCUUGACCUUGAGGAUCCAUCAUGUGAAAUGUAUCUGGCAAAAGACAAAACUCUACCAGACCUGGUGUACGAUCUGUCCACAUCAGGUUCAGGCUCAGGGCUACCACUUUUUGUACAGCGAACAGUGGCAAGAACAAUUGUACUGCAGGAAAUCAUUGGGAAGGGGCGUUUUGGAGAAGUAUGGCGGGGUAAAUGGCGUGGAGGCGAUGUAGCAGUCAAGAUCUUUUCCUCCAGGGAAGAGCGAUCGUGGUUCAGAGAAGCAGAAAUCUACCAAACCGUCAUGCUGCGGCAUGAGAAUAUCCUUGGAUUUAUCGCUGCAGACAACAAAGACAAUGGAACGUGGACACAACUUUGGCUCGUUUCAGACUAUCAUGAACAUGGGUCGCUGUUUGACUAUCUAAAUCGAUACACCGUUACCAUUGAGGGAAUGAUUAAGCUUUCUCUGUCAGCUGCUAGUGGGCUCGCUCACCUCCACAUGGAGAUUGUUGGAACUCAGGGGAAGCCUGGCAUUGCUCACCGUGAUCUCAAAUCCAAAAAUAUUCUGGUGAAGAAAAAUGGCAUGUGUGCAAUUGCUGACUUGGGCCUUGCUGUUCGGCACAAUUCACUCACCGACACCAUUGACAUUGCUCCAAAUCAGAGGGUUGGGACAAAACGAUAUAUGGCUCCAGAAGUGUUGGAUGAGACCAUAAACAUGAAACAUUUUGACUCUUUCAAAUGUGCUGAUAUUUAUGCUCUUGGUUUGGUUUACUGGGAAGUAGCUCGUAGAUGCAGUACUGGAGGUUUCCAUGAAGAGUAUCAGCUUCCCUAUUAUGACCUUGUACCUUCAGAUCCAUCUAUUGAGGAGAUGAGAAAAGUAGUAUGUGACCAGAAGUUGCGGCCUAACAUACCCAAUUGGUGGCAAAGUUAUGAGGCACUUCGAGUAAUGGGAAAGAUGAUGAGGGAGUGCUGGUACGCUAACGGGGCAGCCCGGUUGACGGCGUUGCGCAUCAAAAAAACACUGUCGCAACUUAGCAUACAGGAAGACGUGAAGAUCUGAAACCUCCAACAACGCCCCUGAGAAAAUGUGGAAACAAGAAAAAAAAAAAUCAUACAAGCUGCCAUGAUGUAGUACAUAAGUAUGAGGCCUACCUCAAA